Oryzias latipes (Japanese medaka) is the source of this 1950-nucleotide messenger RNA. RefSeq lists its product as uncharacterized. NCBI's taxonomy places the organism in Eukaryota, Metazoa, Chordata, Actinopteri, Beloniformes, Adrianichthyidae. The record is from RefSeq and is a predicted model, not a curated record. Gene Ontology annotation, molecular function: protein binding.
CAUCUGAGGCCAUAAAUGGUCCAAAGAUCAGGGAGGAACAGAAGGAGACAAAAAGACUGGACAAGCAGGGCUGCCCCUCCACUUCUCCUCAGCUGCAGAGCUGCAACGAAGCUCCGCCGGGCUCCAGCAAUGGGUGAGGAAAAAGCCAUAGAAAUGAAAACCAUGUCAAGACGGGAAAGAAAGGUGAAAAUUCUGCUGAACUCAGAGAGCGGCAGCACCACACAGAACAGCUCCAUUGGUGUGGUUCGGUGGAAUCUGCCUGAUGAGGACAUCCAGACUCACAGCUCGGCCCCCAGCAUCCCGGCCAACUCCAACAACCUCCCACAUCGCUCGCAGACCAGCCUGAGGAACCUGCGCAGCCUGCAGGAGUGCAUAGAGUUCAUCAAACACUGGAAAGAACAAGUGGACCAAGUGUGCAAGGGGUCUUCAGAUCCAGGGGAGGGGAGCAGCAGAAGAGGGUCUCCCAGCUCCGACCGGCGCGCUGAACGCAGCCUGGAGGAGAGCAGGAAACUGAUCCUGGAGUGGGCCGACGAGCUCCGCCACGUUGACAAGCUUUUACAGGCGUCACCUUGGACAUCAGAGAACGAAGAGAAGGAAAACCAAAAAGCUGGAUUUGGCAGAGAAGAGGGACAGCUGAAGAUCAUGGAGUGGGCAAAAGAGCUUCAGACCGCGUCUGAGAGCUUCGGAGUGGAAAGUGAUGAGCUCGGCAAAAUGCUCCGUCUGCUGGGACUGAAGAAGAAGCGCUUGGUCAGGCUGCUGCCCCUGCUGGAGUUCAUCACCUGGUCACUUCUCAAGGAGGAAAGCACGGCAACAAUUUCACAGCUGUGGCUUCUGGCAAAGCAAAGGACCUGGAAAGCUGGAAUUUCAAGAUACAUCCCCAACUCAGUGUGGAGUUGGAUUUGCUCUGCAGCAGCUGAUGUAAUCCUGGACCCCAACACCAACCAUCCCUGGCUGCAGCUGUCAGAUGACCAGCGUAAAGUCCAAGAGGGCCUGUCGGAGUCCGACCUGCCUCACACCCCACAGCGCUUUGACAGCUGGCCCUGUGUGCUGGGCUGGGAAGGCUACAGCAGCGGACGCCAUUACUGGGAGGUGGACAUAGCAAACAACGGCUACUGGCGCAUUGGAAUGACGGCCAUUGACUCCAAACGGCAAGGCCGCUUCUCCAUGUCCCCAAAGGAGGGCUACUGGGUCUUGUGGCGCAGCACGCACCACUUCUACGCCUGCACCCAGCCGGAGACGCAGCUGCCACUCGGGCUGGUGCCCCGCCGCGUGGGCGUCUAUUUAGACCACGAGGAAGGCCAGAUCUCCUUCUACAACGCAGAAACCAAAUCUCACAUCUUCACCUUCACCGGUUACUUUAAAGACAAACUGUACCCUCUGUUUGCUCCGAUGGACGGCCGCACACUCAUGACAGUCAUCGAGCCACAGAAAAUCCCCCAAAACUGACACAAACAAUCCAAACUGGACGCUCAGGAUAAUCCAACCAAAAAAUGAAGUUUAAAGGUCUGGCUUCACCAGAAAUGAGAUGAAGAGGAGAAAACCAGAUAUUUAGCUUUUAAAGCGUUACUUGGGUCUGACUUGUAUAUAUAUAUAAUGUAUAUAGACUGUCAAAGUUCUAAUCCACUGUGUUCUAGCUGAUAGACUCAUCCAAUGGUAGCACUUUAAAUGUAAUGUGUUUGGAAAAAUGUUAUGUGACCUUAAGUACAGAAACUGUGUGACUCAGCUUUAAGUUAAAUUUGAUGCAAAUGUAGCUUAAAAUGUAAAAAUUAAGCUGUUUUUUAAAGGCUAAAGCUAACAGCUAGAAUACUUGAUGUGGGUGAUCGAGCAUCUUUUUUGUAUUUCUAAGUGGAGUUUCUGAUUUGCACAGUAAAAAGGAUGAGUGCAUUAAGCUGAAAGUCUUUAUUCUAUAGAAACGUAUUGUAUUCAAUAAAAAAAUUGUUCUCGUCCUAA